AGAAAUAUGAAUCGACAAUUGCCGUGACGUGAAGCAUAUAACAAUAACAGCUUUUCCUUUUAAGAGAAGAAAAAAAAAAAUCCAAAAUAAAACAUAUUACAACAGCUUUGGGUCAUCAAUCAUCAUCUUCUUCGUUUUCGUCUUAGGCGUUUUGGUGUGUGGUGCUGGUCAUCGUCGUUAUCGAAUUAUAACCCUAACUUUUCAGCUCAUAUCACACCUCAAAAUCUAGCUACUUAUGGUGUCAUAGAAGAAAAAUGGGAACUUUUGAAGGAAAAGUUACAUUCACUUCCCUUCCCAAGCAAGAAAAGGAGAAAACUAUUUACCCUUAUGUUGAUGAUGGCUAUAGUAAUAGCAAUCCUGUAUGGCCUGCCACUAAAGAUGCGACUGUGACUGCAACUAAUCAUCAGUUAGGGUCAAAGUCGACGAAAGCUGUGAAAGAAGAUUAUUCUUUCCAGUAUCCGUUUGAGUCCGAAGACUACCUUGAUGAUGGAUAUGAUUCUAGUGAGGAUACUUGCACUGCAAUUCAAAGUAGUAAUAGUAGGCACCCAGAGGUUAAUUUGAAGAAUGUCUUGAGUGGGAUAGUUGCGAUUUUGACUGGGAAAAACAAAGUCCCAAGUGUUUCUAUGAAUCAACAACUUCCUAUUUCGAAUGUUUCCUUUCUUGGGUCUGAAAAGAAUGGGGACACUUAUUUGCAUUCCUCUGUUUAUAUUCCAAGUGCUCCUCCUCUAUUAGAUACAGUUGGGAUUAAUUAUAACGCAUACAAAGAGGUAUUGGAAGCUGAACCACCAGAGUGGUUACCGGAUAGUUCUACAACAGUUUGUAUGCAGUGCACUUCUCCCUUCACAGCACUUACCCGUGGAAGGCAUCAUUGUCGAUUUUGCGGUGGGGUUUUUUGUAGAGGAUGCACUAAAGGGAGGUGCUUGCUACCUGUUAAAUUUAGGGAGAGGAAUCCACAGAGGGUAUGUGAUACCUGCUAUGAUAGACUCGAUCCUUUACAAGCAGUUCUAAUCAAUACCAUUAGCAAUGCUGUACAAGUAGCAAAGCAUGAUGUGAUGGAUUGGACAUGCACAAGAGGAUGGUUGAAUCUUCCAGUUGGUUUGUCCAUGGAACACGAGAUAUACAAAGCAUCCAAUACGUUAAGGAGCUACUGUCAGGUUGCUAGAUUGAAUCCUGAGAAGUCUAUACCUCUAGCAGUUCUGAAAGGUGCCAAAGGUCUGGCAAUAUUAACUGUUGCCAAAGCUGGUGCAUUGGUUUCUUACAAAGUUGGCACUGGUUUAGUUGUAGCACGAAGGUCAGAUGGAUCAUGGUCUGCCCCAUCUGCCAUAUGGUCAGUUGGUUUAGGAUGGGGUGCACAGAUUGGGGGUGAGCUCAUGGACUUUAUAGUUGUCCUCCAUGAUAUGAAAGCUGUGAAGACAUUUUGUAGUCGGAUGCAUUUUUCUCUUGGUGCUGGUUGUAGUGCUGCAGCAGGCCCUGUCGGAAGGGUGCUGGAAGCAGAUCUCCGGGCUGGGGAUAGAGGUUCUGGCAUGUGCUACACUUACAGUUGUAGCAAAGGGGCAUUUGUUGGAGUAUCACUUGAAGGGAAUAUAGUUACAACGAGGCUGGAUGUCAAUCUAAAGUUCUAUGGGGAUCCUUAUCUGACUACAAAUGACAUUCUGCUUGGCACUGUGGAAAGACCAAAAGCUGCCCAGCCCUUGUAUACUGCCCUUGAUGGCCUCUACUCUAGUCUGUGGGGUUAGUUGCUGGACCUGUUUACAGGUGGCAAGUCCCUGUUGGAUAAGAAGUCUCCAUUCAACCUAAAACUCUCUUGGCAUGUGUCAUGUAUCUGUCGGGAAGUGUACUUGCUCCUGAAAUUUGUAUAGUGGCACCAAGUCUCAUUGGUAUGUCUGCAGAAAAUGAAGAUGGUUUCAUGCAGAGACAAGUCAGCUUAUAUGUCUGUUUGUUAUAAGCUUUGAUUCCAUUUGAUUAAUGUUCAUUCGAUCCAAUCAACCAGAUAAUCCUGAUGUAAAUAUGCAGUUGUCAAUACAAUUAUAAAUAUUUGUACCAA
Molecule: messenger RNA, 2044 nt
Organism: Ricinus communis (castor bean)
Lineage: Eukaryota; Viridiplantae; Streptophyta; Magnoliopsida; Malpighiales; Euphorbiaceae
Exons: 5
Coding region: 255-1736 (493 amino acids)
Molecular function (GO): metal ion binding; phosphatidylinositol binding
Source: RefSeq, a predicted model, not a curated record